Messenger RNA from Penicillium antarcticum, 1194 nucleotides. RefSeq names its product DUF4050 domain-containing protein. Lineage: Eukaryota; Fungi; Ascomycota; Eurotiomycetes; Eurotiales; Aspergillaceae. Bases 1 to 1194 code for a protein of 397 amino acids. The record is from RefSeq and is a predicted model, not a curated record. The transcript has a single exon.
AUGAUGGCGACAGGGUCUCGCGACGCCUCUGUUCGUGAGGCCAAGCUAUUCGUCCGAGAGGUCGUGCGCAAUGACUGGGAAUUUGACGCUGAAGUUCCUUCCGCUUCCUCCGCCGAUGGUACCCUCUGCCAUAACCGCGAGGUGGUCGAGUGGCGAGUACGGGAAUUUGACAGCCCAACCUCAGAGCUAGAGGCGCAGAACUCCGACACAGAAGAUGAUGAUGAUCCGUCAGCGGCUGUAGGAGAUAUCGCAAUCGAGCGCCGUCGCAAGCGUCGUCGUCAGAUGGACGAGGAAAUGGCGUGGAAUACCGGUUUGCGCAUGUGGAUGGCUAGGCGCAAUGCUUGGUCUGGGGCUAAGACUCGGCGGCAGAUCCGGGCUGAGGAGGAAAAGCAUGCCUUGGCUGGGCAGGCCGACACAACAGAUCUAUCGGAUACCGGUGGUUCGGCGGCUACCUCUCCAGCUACGAGUUUGCCUGGUCGAAGCACCGAGGCUGUUGGCGCAUCCGAUCUGGCGGCCAAGACAGAAACUUCCCUUUCAAUCCAGGACCGAGGGAAGGUCGAAGAGCUUCAGCGGUUAGCAGAGACGACCUCUGGACAGCAAGCGGACCUUGAAGAAGGGCAAUCCACUGCCCCAGACGAGGAGACCAAGCCCAGUGAUUCUCUAGGAAAAAAGAUUACUGAACCCGAUAAUCUUUCCACGGACCCUAGUCAUCUGGCUUCACUCCCUGCCGUGGAAGAUCAAACAGAAGAGGAAAAGGAAGAAGAAGAACUCGACGAGCCACUCCUGCCAGUUGCGCCUCCCUUCAUUUCAGACGACAAUCCUGUCCGCGCAACUAUCAACCCCGCAAUCUACCCAUCAAUCUACACCAAGGUUGUUGUACAAGGCAUGACACCUACGGUGCCCGUCAACCUAGCCCAUUUGACCAAAGCCAUGGUUCAAGGCUGGAAAUCAGAUGGCCAGUGGCCACCAAAGCCAGCAGCGACAUCCAUUGUCCUCGCAGACGAUGCCACCAUACCCAAAAAGGCAGAUUCCACUGCCAAUGACGCUCCUCAAGGGAGGCGGAAGAACAGUAUCACAAAUGCCGUGAAGAAGGUUUUCCACUUUGGGCCCUUCCACCGCCGCGGCUCCAGCAGCCAUGAUGUUGGAAAUGGGACUGGUGCUGGCGCUGCUGGCGCUGCUGGUUCUGCUGUUUAG